Chenopodium quinoa (quinoa) is the source of this 3898-nucleotide messenger RNA. RefSeq lists its product as uncharacterized. The record is from RefSeq and is a predicted model, not a curated record. Lineage: Eukaryota; Viridiplantae; Streptophyta; Magnoliopsida; Caryophyllales; Amaranthaceae. The transcript is spliced from 3 exons. The coding region runs from base 1947 to 3347 and encodes 466 amino acids.
UAAAACCUACCCAACACAGCCCAUGUCCAUCUUUAGUUGCCCGGACCUUAAUUAUGACUCUAUGAGUAGAACACAAUUUCAACUACUCCGCGAAACCUUUAAUCCUUUAAAUACUCCUCCCCCUUUUCUGCCCUAUAACUAUCUCUGAUUCAUUCUUUUUCCCCAACCAUCACCGGAGCUCUAGAAAUGUCAAUUUCCAAUCACAUUAUACCGUCGAGUUUUACGGCCACCAAAUUAUCAGCUACCAUUUUACACCACCGCAAUCAAACACCGGUCCAAUCAGUUUCAACUGUUGUUUGCUGUCUACGGAAUCCUCCGGUUCAUGCAACGGAAGCCAAUGGUCAUCUGCCGUUGGAUUGAGCCUCAAAGUCAACGGCGAUAGUCUUAGCUCUCAAAUUCAAGCCUAUUAUGAAACGCUCGUAUCGUUGAAGUGCGAAAAUGGUUUAUCAAGGAAUUCAAAAUUUGCCCACACAUCUGAAGUGAGCUUUCGUUGGCGCUUGAAAUGAAUUCCAGGCUUAUUCAGCGAGGUGACAUUAGAGGUUUUCUUCUUUGAUUCCGUUUGAUGAGAAUCAGAAACUUCAUCAUCUGAAUCAGAAUCCGGAAGAUCAAUGGGUUCAUCAGGAUUAGGGCUAUUAGCCAUCUGUGAAUAAAUUAAAAAAAGAAUUACACUCAUAUCCGAAGUAUAAACAUGAAAAACAGAAGUAUAAACUCAUGAGUCAUGACAUAAAGAAUCAAACUCAUGAAAUUGCAGAGUAAGAAAAUCAAAUCAGGGCAAAAAAUCGCAUAAACAAAUCGCAAAUAAUCGCAAAAUAAGUAAAUAACAAAUCAAAUCUUCGAAAGAAAUUGCAGAGUAAGAAAAUAACAAACGAACAACAUUAAAUGAUUAAAUCACAUAAACAAAGCAUACAUAAACCAUAAUAGCAAAAAAUCGCUUAAAAAAUCAAAGAAAUCUGAAAAUUGCAUAACCAAAUCAAGGAAAUUGCAUAAACAAAUGACUCAUGAGCAAACAAACUCAUAAAAAAUCGAAUAAUAGGAUUAUUACCUUCAGAAUGUUUGAGAUGAAGCUUCAAUCUUCAAGGUUCAAGAAUUUUUAUUUCAAUCUUCAAGAGUUAGAGAGAGAAAAGAGAGGAGAGAAGAGAGAGAAACUGAGAAGAGAGAGAGUUUGAGUGAAAGUCUGAAAGAAAGCGGCGAGUGAAAGAGGAAAAGCUUAGGGUUAGAUAAUUUGGGCUUGGCCCAUAUUUUUAAAUUAGGGUUUUAAGUUAAGCGGGUUGGGUUCGGGUUGACCCGACCUGAAACCGACCCAAUUAAAUAAACGGGUUUAUGCGGGUUGGUUUCGGGUUGGGAUUUUCAACCUGAACCCGACCCAUUUAACUUCAGGUCGGGUUCGGGUUGACCCAAUUACAUAAACGGGUUGAAAAUCUCUAUCAAAACCCAUUUAUUUCGGGUUGGGUUCGGGUCGGGUUGUCGGGUCGGGUCAGCUUUUGCCAGCCCUAUGGAGAUGGAGAACUAUUCAACAUGUUGGGUUUAUAUCAAAUAGGUUAAUAGUAAUCAUCGGGCAUCCUACAAAAAAAAAAAAAAAAAAUAGUGGUAAGUUCAAAAUAUUGCAUAUAGCGAGAAAUAGAGAAAAUAUUAAUCAACCAACUACAAAAACAUAUCAAACAUAGACAAACCACUAUCUAACCAAUAAUGUUAACAACAACAAUUAUGACAAAAUGACAAAUGUAUAGUCACAUCCCUCAUCUUACAAUAAAGAAAUAUUUAUGUACAUACACUAACAUGAUUGAUGAAGAAAUAUUUAUAUACAUUGACAUGAUUCUCAUGAAAAUUCUUGUCGAGUUUUCACCCACUCAAUUAUAAUGCAUCGACCAUAAAUAUAAAAUUGCAAACCAAAGAGACAAUUAAAGAGAGCAUUAAUUAAGCUUCAAACCACAAAUAAUUUUUAAAAAAUGGCACAAGUGAAGUUGGUCUCAGAAUGCUUCAUCAAGCCAAAUCUUGAGGCAGUUAGUGAAGCCUCAAAGAAACCUUACAACUUAAGUCCUAUGGACAUUGACACAUUAUGUGCUAACUACAUGCAAAAAGGUCUCAUGUACACCAAAUCUUAUGAUGCUGGUUUUCAAACUGAGGUUUUCCUGUUGAAACUUAAACACUCCUUUUCUCUUUCUCUCGUCCAUUUCUACCCACUAGCUGGCCGUUUCGCUACCCAAACUUUCCCAGAUGAGCAUGCUUGUUGCAUUUUUCUUGAUUGUGUCAACAGCCCUGGUGCUAGAUUUAUCCAUGCUUCCCUAGACUCCACUGUAUCUGAUGUUCUCUCUGGCACCGACGUCCACCCUGCUUUCAGAUCCUUUUAUGAUCUUGGUGAGAGGGCAAUUAAUUAUGAUGGCCACACCAAUGCUCUGUUAUCACUUCAGGUGACAGAGCUUGUAGAUGGAAUAUUUAUUGGAUUUUCCUUCAGCCAUUCAAUAGGGGAUGGCACUUCCCUUGAACAUUUUAUCACCACCUUGUCAGAGAUUUUCAAUUCUGUUGGUAAUAGCCUGCAAAAUUGGGAAAAACUAACCUAUGUCCCCAUCUCUAGGGAACCAAUCUUCGAACCCUUCUUUCCUGACGGAUAUGGCCCAGUUCUUAAGCUACCAUAUGUUGAACCAUCUGAGUUCUUGUCCAGGGAAAAUCCUGCCUCAAUUAGAGAGAAAAUCUUUCAGUUUUCACGUGUGUCAAUGUCAAGGCUUAAAGCCAUGGCGAACAACGGCGUACCUAAUGAUGGAAACCGUAAUAAUGAAAUAUCCUCUUUCCAAGCGCUGUCAGGGCUUAUAUGGAGGGCUAUAACCCGAGCUCGGAAACUAGAACCUGAAAUGGAGACUAACUGUUCCCUUACCAUGAACUUGAGGCCUCGUUUGAUUCCUCCACUUUCACAAGAAUACUUUGGGAAUUAUUUCUCAAGGAUUAGGGCCAGUUGCAAAGUUGGAGAGCUCUUAAACACUGGCUUAGGCUGGGGUUCAUUGUUGCUUCAUGCAAGUCUAAAAAACGUGGAUGACAAAGCAAUUAUUGAAUCGUUUAGGAAGUAUUGUGAAGCUCCAAUUAUAGGCCAACUUGCUAAUGAUUCCGCGUUCUUUGGGGUUAAUUUUGUUAAGAUUGUUGGGUCGCAUAGGUCCAAUUUGUUUGGGACUGAAUUUGGGAUGGGGAGACCUGUAGCUAUUCGUACCGGAAAUGUCAAUGAAGUUGAAGGAAGAGUGUCUGUUAGUCAAGGAAGUGAAGGGGCAGGGAGCGUUGAUCUAGAGGUUUCCCUUGCGCCUUCAACUAUGACUGCUCUUGAAAUGGAUGAAGAGUUUAUGAGUUUUGUUACACUAGGUUAACUCUUCAAAGAUCUAGCGUUACGUGUUACUGUGUUAGGAUGCAAGGCCAACAAGUCUUUUAUGCAUCCGACACAUGAUUGUUGCGCAGUGAUUAGAGUCCGGAGUCUGCUGUGUGGGCUGGAGAGUGCUAUGAUCCACUGAUCCUAUAGUAUUGUGUUUGCUACUACCUACUGGGUAGUUUCUUGUGGGUUACAAGACUUGCAACUCUAGCAAGUAUAGUAGCAAGUUUAAUAAUUAGUCAAGGUUAGCGAAAUUUGACCAGAAUAUCUUAUGGAAGCUAAUCUUAGACCGAAUGAGUAUUUGUUUAUAAUAUCAAUAUCUUUACAGUAUUGUAUCAUGGAGUAGAAAGAAGGUUGAAAAGAGCUGGUUAAUUAACUAAAGUGGAAUUGUCAAUAAUGCAAUUGUACAGAAAAAGUUUAUGAAUGUUGCACUUCAAUCAUCUUUGAGUAGUAGUUGGAGUGGUUAAGCCGGAUAAUAGCUAAUAUGAGCCUUAUUACUUCUUGCGUUUCAAAAUGCAUUAUGGAUGAUGUCUUUUUUUUUGUUUGUUUUUA